Daphnia pulicaria is the source of this 2936-nucleotide messenger RNA. RefSeq names its product protein single-minded-like. The transcript is spliced from 11 exons. Gene Ontology annotation, biological process: regulation of transcription by RNA polymerase II. Gene Ontology annotation, cellular component: transcription regulator complex; nucleus; cytoplasm. Gene Ontology annotation, molecular function: protein dimerization activity; DNA-binding transcription factor activity, RNA polymerase II-specific; RNA polymerase II transcription regulatory region sequence-specific DNA binding. The record is from RefSeq and is a predicted model, not a curated record. The coding region runs from base 186 to 2705 and encodes 839 amino acids. Lineage: Eukaryota; Metazoa; Arthropoda; Branchiopoda; Diplostraca; Daphniidae.
UGAAACGUGACCAAACUAUUGAGACAACCGCAACUUUUGAAUUUUUAUGUGUGAAUUUUUUAUUUGGGGGGUUGUUGUUGUUGUUUGGUGGUGUUGUUUGUUUUGAUUCACCGUUUUCCAACACGACCGCAACCAUCACGACGACCGCCACCUCCACGAUUUCUGCGCCAACGGCCAAAGUCGAGAUGAAGGAAAAGAGUAAGAACGCGGCCCGCUCCCGACGGGAGAAGGAGAACGCCGAGUUCAUGGAGCUGGCCAAGAUGUUGCCACUACCAUCGGCCAUCACUUCGCAGCUGGACAAAGCCUCCGUCAUCCGGCUGACGACUUCCUACCUCAAAAUGAGACAAGUCUUUCCCGACGGAUUGGGAGAUGCUUGGGGAUCGGCUCCGUUGUGCAACAAUCCCCGAGAAACUUGCAUCAAAGAACUGGGUUCUCAUUUACUUCAGACUCUGGACGGUUUCAUUUUCGUCGUGGCUCCCGACGGCAAAAUCAUGUACAUCUCGGAAACAGCCUCCGUCCACCUGGGAUUGAGUCAGGUGGAAUUGACUGGCAAUUCGAUUUACGAGUACAUCCAUCCGGCCGAUCACGAAGAGAUGACGUCCGUUCUGACAGUUCAUCCCACCGUUUCCGGCUCUGUCGUUCAAGAAUUUGAAGUGGAAAGAGCUUUCUUCGUGCGGAUGAAGUGCGUCUUGGCCAAAAGGAACGCUGGACUCACCACCGGAGGUUACAAGGUGAUUCACUGUUCGGGAUAUUUAAAAGUGCGUCCGUUCCCGGUGGCGGGUGCUGGCGAUUCGGUGUACGCGGGCGACGGGAGCGGCGGCAGUGGCAAUGGCGGCGUCGGCUUUCAAAAUUUGGGCCUGGUGGCUGUAGGCCAUUCGCUCCCGCCGUCGGCCAUCACCGAAUUGAAACUCCAUUCCAACAUGUUCAUGUUCAGAGCGUCCCUGGACCUGCGGCUCAUCUUCCUGGACGCCAGAGUCGCCCACCUGACCGGCUACGAACCACAGGACCUCAUCGAGAAGACUCUCUACCAGUACAUCCACGUCGGUGAUCUACUCCACAUGCGAUUCGCUCACCACACACUCCUGUUCAAGGGUCAAGUGACGACCAAGUACUACAGAUUCCUGACCAGGGACGGCGGAUGGGUCUGGAUGCAAUCCUACGCCACUAUCGUUCACAACAGCCGAUCCUCACGACCGCACUGCAUCGUCGCCGUCAAUUACGUCCUCAGCGAUGUGGAAGCCCAGUCACUGCAAUUGUCGACCGAGCAGCUGGCCACUUCGUCAGCCGCUGGAUCGUCCUACCUCAACACGUCGGUGACGGACGCUGCGUCCACUUCGUCGGCCGAAAAUGGACACCUGGUCAGCUCGUCAUCGUCGCCCUCGUCGGUGGCCUCGGCGGCCGUGACGGCCGUCGCUUCCGCACCGGUUUCCAGGACCGGCAAAACCCGUCCGGCUCGCAAAGCCAAGCCUCGAGUGUCACCGUAUCCAGCGAGUCCGACGGUGACGGCGGUGGCGGCUGCUGUGGCUUCCAGCAGCGCCGGAAGCAUCGUGACGGAAGCGGUUCAACUCAAUCCGUUGCCUCCGCCGCUGCAGGAAGAGUACAGCAACCCGAUGAUGGAUUACCGCUACGACGCCGGAUUACCGUCGACCUCAGUGGCAUCCAGCGGCAAUCAGUACCUGACGUCGACCAUGUACUCGGCCUACAACAGCAACGAAGUCCAGCUCUACAAUUACGGACCCAACGGAGUGGCGGAAGCGGCCAACGGAAGCGGCAGCAACCACUCGGGUGGAGAUCUCUACAAUCCUUAUUACGAAACGGACAAUAUGGCGGCCUAUCCAGGCCCGGCCACUCUGCGACACUACACCAAUCUCGGCGAAGGUGAUGAAAUGGAAGCUGCCGGAAGUGAUAUGUACAGUAGCAGCGAGAAUUCACCAGAGAGUCAUCAGAGGUUGAUGCAACACCAACAACACCAGCAUCACCAGCAAGUGCAUCAUGUCCACCACCACCAGCAGUUGCUGGCCACGUCUCGACUGUCGCCCGUCUCGCCGGCCACGUCCGGCGAGGACCACCACCAGCAGCAGCAGCAGUACCACCACCAACACCACCAUCACCAGCAACAGCACCAGCAAUUGCAAAUGCAGGGUGUUCUCCACCAACAACAACAACAACACCAUCCGGCCGGAAUCAGCGUCAUCAGCAACAACGGCCAUCAGCACCACCUACACCAGCAGCAGCAACAACAACACCAUCACCAGCAGCAGCAACAACAACAUCACCAUCUCCAGCACCAUCAGCACCACAAUACACCGGAUGACGUGGACUCCACCCAACAACCGCAAACAUUGAACGGAAGCUCCAACUGCGCUUUGCCUCCGCCGCCGGCCUACAACAACAACAACAACAGCAACAGCAGCAGCAAUAGUUAUGGCGACAGCUACCAGAGUAAUGGGCCGUCUUCAGGCAACGGCUACCACGAUCCAACGGGACGAAUUUACAGCGGUGUUUACACGGCUAGUAGCGUCAUCGGGACCAGCGAUCCCGUUGUUAUUGGAGCUGAAGGCCUAGUCUCUUCGGCGUCAAUCGUCACGGCACAGCCGCCAGGUUACACCAGCGUUAUCGUUGAUGCCACUCAUCAGUAUCAUCACCAUCAUCACCAUGCUGUCCAUCACCCGAUGGCACUGGCCACCGAUUUCCCCGUUCACUGAUGAUUGAAUUAUCUGAAACAAACAGCACAAAACUCAUCUUCUCAACAUAUCUCCCUUUUUUCCCCUUCAAUUGAUCGACCGAUUACAAAUUUAAAAAAAAAAACCUAUACCAAUCCCCCUCUAAUACCCUUAUGCCUUGCCUCAACCCCCUCGUCAUUUUAACUGCGUUGCGUAUAUUUACAAUAUUUGAACUCCUCAAUUAAAUUAUCGGUCUUUUUCAAUUUUUUUUUU